This is a messenger RNA of Chenopodium quinoa (quinoa), 1356 nucleotides long. Its product is annotated as ATP-dependent DNA helicase PIF1-like. Gene Ontology annotation, molecular function: DNA helicase activity. The record is from RefSeq and is a predicted model, not a curated record. Bases 1 to 1356 code for a protein of 451 amino acids. Lineage: Eukaryota; Viridiplantae; Streptophyta; Magnoliopsida; Caryophyllales; Amaranthaceae. The transcript has a single exon. Gene Ontology annotation, biological process: DNA repair; telomere maintenance.
AUGGGUAAAUCAUUGAAAACAUUUGGGUUGGAUCAUCUGAGCUAUAAUGUCAGUGACGAAUUUAGGAAAACGAGAGAUAUAGAAAAUGCUUUAAAUACACCUAUUCUAGAAGAAUAUAUAAACUCAAGAGCACGAUUGAAUGCAGCUCAAUUGAAAGCAUUUGAUGUCAUAAUGAAUCACGUCAAUGAGGGAAAAGGAGGUACUUUUCUUAUUGAUGGACCAGGUGGCACGGGUAAAACAUUUUUAUACAAUUGUUUAUAUGCAGAAAUUCGAAUGAUGAAUAAAAUUGUGCUGCCCACUGCGUCAUCUGGAAUAGCCACAUCAAAUCUACCUUCAGGCAGAACAGCUCAUUCAAGAUUUAAAAUACAUGUUGAUCAUGAGAGUUGUUUUACAUGUGACGUGCCAAAACAAGGUAGUUUAGCACAAUUAUUAAAGGAGACAACUUUGAUUAUCUGGGAUGAGGCUUUUAUGGCGAAUAAGGCGAAUUUACAAGCACUUGAUUUGCUGUUGCAAGAUAUAUGUGAAAAUACAACACUUUUUGGUGGUAAGCUUAUCAUUUUCGGUGGAGAUUUUAGGCAAGUUUUACCAGUUGUACCCCAAAAGUCGUUAAGACAGGCUGUUGAAUCGAGCAUUGUUGCUUCAUAUAUCAGGCCAUCUUUGAAAAGAUUCAAGUUAAUGGAAAAUCAGCGAGCUCGUGAAGAUCCAACAUUUUGUGCGUUUUUGUUGUCUCUUGGUAAUGGUGAAUUACAAACAAAUGAGUAUGGAUAUGUAGAACUUCCUGAUGGAAUGAUACAUCAUUUGGAGAUUGAAAAGGACCCCAUUUUGGAGAUUAUAAAAGCUACUUUGCCAGAAGUUGAGAAAGGAACGAUUACAUCAGAUAUCUUUGCAGAUAGAGGAAUUUUAACUCCGAUGAAUGAUGAUGUGGAUAUGGUAAAUUCAGUUUUGAUUGAGCACUUCCAAGGAAAUAAAGUGGUUUAUAAGAGUUUUGAUGCAAUGCUCAAUGAUACUUGCAAUAUCUAUCCAUCAGAGUUUAUAAAUAAGCUUUGUCCAGGAGGAAUGAGUCCUUAUGAGCUUGUUCAUAAAAAGGAUUGUCCUGUGAUUUUGUUACGUAAUAUAAUGCCUUCGAAUGGUCUCUGUAAUGGGACAAGAUUGAUUUGCAAGAUUUUUCGGCCCAACGUUAUUAUUUGUGAAAUUUAUGUUGGUCAAUAUAAAGGAAAAACUAUUUUUUUGCAUCGAGCAACUUUACGCCCUCCAACAAAUAGUAGAUAUCCAUUCACUUUUGAAAGGAAACAGUUUCCAAUUAAAUUAUGUUUUGCUAUGACGAUUAAUAAGUCACAAGGACAAACACUGAAUUAG